Suillus paluster is the source of this 276-nucleotide messenger RNA. RefSeq lists its product as uncharacterized. The transcript has 2 exons. Lineage: Eukaryota; Fungi; Basidiomycota; Agaricomycetes; Boletales; Suillaceae. Gene Ontology annotation, molecular function: nucleic acid binding. The record is from RefSeq and is a predicted model, not a curated record. The annotation marks the transcript as partial.
AACAGUGAUCACAAUCUUCACGUUUCUAGCUCGAGUUACCGUGUCGAUACACGUGAUCUUGUGCACGCGUUUACUCAAAUCGGUCGUGUACUGAGGGUGAAUAGGAUGGCUUCGUUCAUGUGCGACCCACAUACCCGCUGUAUCGUGGGUCCAGAUUUGUCACUGGGAGUUUUUGCGGAGGCGGAUGCUGCCAUCACCGUGCUCAAUGCGACUGAACUCAUGGGGAAAACUCUUACCGUAGAAAGGGUAUACCUUUGCCAACCUUUGUUGAUUUAG